GCCAUCCCUACACACUGCAAUCUGCAUGCUUUUAACUGGAUUGUGCUUCAUACAUUCAUAAUUUCUUUAUUCUUUAAAAAUAUUAAAUAAUAAUGGAGACAGAAGAAAACAAAGAUAAACUAGUUCGAUGCCUAAAUGAGCAAGUCAACGAAAUAAAUUUACUGCAAUCCAUGUACCCUGAAAAAAAUGAAUUAAUUUUCUACGAUGCAACAGUGCUCCAAGAAAUAGAAAAAUUUUUGGCAACAUCAACAGAUUUUGUACCAAGGUACAUUGACUUUAUAAUAAAUUUACAAAUUACUAAUACUAAACUCGAAAUAUCUAUAAGUCUUCCAUCAUUUUACCCAGAUAUGCAACCUCAUAUUUAUAUUAGAAGCAAUCAACUGAAUCGUCAACAAGAAAGUAACUUAAACAUUGAGUUUAAUACUUUUAUGACUAAAAGUUUUAUUGGAGAAGUAUGCAUUUACACAGGUAUUUUGUGGCUACUUGAAAAUAUAGAAAAAUAUUGUGAACCAGAUGCAUCAUUGCCUGUGAAUGUCAAUAAAAGUAUUGAAGAACCAUUGAAGUAUACAAGAUACUGGAUAUAUUCACAUCAUAUCUAUAAUAAAGAAAAAAAAGAAAUGAUAGUUAAAACGGCCAAAAAAUAUAAUUUAAAUGGAUUUUGUUGUACAGGGAAACCUGGAAUAGUAUGCAUUGAAGGCAAUGAAACAGCUUGCAUUGAAUGGUGGAAAAUUAUUAAGUCUUUGCACUGGAAGAAAAUAGUAAUAAGAAAAAUUGAAGAGUUAUCAAAUUCUGACUGCAACUCAAUUGAUAAUAGAUUUAAAAAUUUUACAUUUCUUGAGUUUCCUAAUCAUUCCAUGUCACAACUCUGCCAUUAUUUGGAGGAAGUUUCCCUACAGAACACAUUAAGAGAAAUACUUGGAUUUUCAAAUGUCACAUGACAUAAAUUAUUUAGUUCAAGAUAAAGCAUUUAUUAUACAUACUUUAUAUAAAUCACUAUUUAUAUUGAACUAAAUGUACUAAUCAUAGAGUGUGAUUCAAUUACUAGUCUAAGUGCAACAUUGUAGAAUUGAUGCAUGCAUAGCUAAAUUCCAAAAAAUAUAUUUUUGCAAUCUUUGUGCUAUUAAAAAUUGUUUUGUAACAUUAUUAUUAUGAGUAAUUUUUAACAUGUCAGUAUAGUCACUGGUAUGAUACAGAAACAUGACCUAUUGGAAAUAUAUUUAGUUACCAAAAUUCACAACAGCCAAUCUUAUUUGUAUCCAACUAGACAAUGUCAACUAUCUUUAUAUAUAUAAUUAUUCUGUGAGUGUGUAUGUCACUGAACUUCUCUCAAACGACUGGACCGAUUUUGACAAAAUUUUUUGUGUGUGCAAGUAUUUUGAACAAAUCUUAUGGCCUAACUCUUGAUGUUUAAAUUCUACGAACGAAAUUAUUGCCGAAAACUUAAGAUAAAUGUGAUGUUGGGACUUUGAACUAUUUAGAUAUAAAAUAUAUGCACUAUUCUUGACUGUAAAGUUAGUGAUUUUUAUUCAUUGAUUUUUUACUUAAGUUUAAAUCA
This is a messenger RNA of Pieris rapae (cabbage white), 1555 nucleotides long. Its product is annotated as RWD domain-containing protein 2B. The transcript has a single exon. NCBI's taxonomy places the organism in Eukaryota, Metazoa, Arthropoda, Insecta, Lepidoptera, Pieridae. The record is from RefSeq and is a predicted model, not a curated record. Gene Ontology annotation, molecular function: protein binding. Bases 93 to 938 code for a protein of 281 amino acids.